CCGCGCCAUUCCCCUGUUCCUCCUCGCAGGGGGGGUGGCGCACAACAUAGCGGAGUGCAUGGCAGCACUCUCCGCCGCGCCCUUCCUCAUCUCCGCCGUGGGGGAUGACGCUGCAGGCAGGCCCAUGGCCCACCCUUUCUUCCCCUCAUCCGUGCUUCACCACAUUUCCCUCCGUGCUUCACCACAUUUCCCUCCCUGCUUCACCACAUUUCCCUCCGUGCUUCACCACAUUUCCCUCCCUGCUUCACCUCAUUUCCCUCCCUGCUUCACCUCAUUUCCCUCCCUGCUUCACCUCAUUUCCCUCCCUGCUUCACCUCAUUUCCCUCCCUGCUUCACCUCAUUUCCCUCCCUGCUUCACCUCAUUUCCCUCCCUGCUUCACCUCAUUUCCCUCCCCGCUUCCCCUCAUUUUCCCCGCUGCUGGCCCCUCAUUUCCCUCCCUGCUUCUCCUCAUUUCACCCUUUGCUUCCCCUCAUUUCCCUCCCUGCUUUCCCUGUAUGUACCUGCUUCCCCUCAUUUCCCCCCUGCUUCCCCUCAUUUCCCCCCUGCUUCCCCUCAUUUCCCCCCGCUGCUUCUCCUCGAAUCCUCCUCCGCUUCCCAGGAUUUCCCCCUCUGUUACCCCUCGUUUCCCCCCCUGCUUCCCCUCGUUUCCCCCUCGUCUUCACCUCGUUUCAUCUUCCUAUCUCUCACUUUCCCUCUCCCCCUCUUCCUAUCUCCCCUCUUCCCUAUCCUCCCUCUUCUUACGUGCAGUGA
Messenger RNA from Closterium sp. Naga37s-1, 751 nucleotides. NCBI's taxonomy places the organism in Eukaryota, Viridiplantae, Streptophyta, Zygnematophyceae, Desmidiales, Closteriaceae. The record is from the annotation of a GenBank genome assembly.